Nymphaea colorata (pocket water lily) is the source of this 555-nucleotide messenger RNA. Its product is annotated as protein RADIALIS-like 3. The transcript is spliced from 2 exons. NCBI's taxonomy places the organism in Eukaryota, Viridiplantae, Streptophyta, Magnoliopsida, Nymphaeales, Nymphaeaceae. The record is from RefSeq and is a predicted model, not a curated record. The coding region runs from base 162 to 473 and encodes 103 amino acids. Gene Ontology annotation, molecular function: DNA-binding transcription factor activity.
GGCACCCCAGUCUCUGUUCUUUCUCAGAGAGGAAAAUUCCCUCCCUUGCUAUAAAUACCCAUUACUACAGAAGCCUUUGCCAUCAUUGAAUGAUAGCCACCUUCAGUUUCUGAAGUUCCUUUGUUUCCCUUUUGUUAUUAUCCUCCCCCUCUCUCUCCUCAAUGGCCUCCCGUUCUGCUACCUCUUCUUGGACUUCGAAGCAGAACAAGUCCUUCGAGAGGGCCUUAGCGGUGUAUGACAAGGAAACUCCCGACCGCUGGAAAAAUGUGGCUGCCAUGGUUGGAGGCAAGACUGCGGAGGAAGUGAAGCGCCACUAUGAGCUCCUCAUGGAGGACCUGAGGUCCAUCGAGUCAGGCAAUGUGCCCUUCCCUAACUAUAGGUCCUCCAUUGUCGACAACAGGGGAAGAGCUACUACUGGAUUGACAGAAGAGGACUAUAGGUUGCUGAUGCAUUUGAAGUUGCAGCAUCAAUGAGGUGUCGAUAAAAGGGAAGAUAUUGUUGUUUCAUCAUAUGUUGAAUGUAGGUUAUCUGCAUAUGGACUUCUUCCAAGCUGAU